AUGGAGGACUCUCAUACUCCAAUGAGGAUUUCAGUGAGAAACAUUAAUCCUAAGGUGGUGAAUGAUCGGUCGGAGACAAAAAGCAGUAGGGAAGGGUAUAAUUUAGAAGGUAAAGAUGAUUGGUCUUCGGUGAACACUUUGCCUAAUUCUCUGGUUAAGGUGACAGAGGAUCAUUCUGGGUUGAACAAGUGUCUGAGGAAUAGUGGCAACAUAUCUUUCGAUGCUAUUCUUGAAGCGGCUAAGGUGGCUAAAGAAAAAGCAAAAGGGAAUAGUCAGGUUCUGCUUGUGAUUUUGCAGGCAACAUCGAAGUUGCUAUUGGAAAUGGACAGAGGGUACCAUUCUGGUCGGCAUUUCAGGACUGAUUUGAAUUGGGGAAAUUUUGGGUUGUCGCCGACGAUUGAUGAAACUGCGAGUAUUCAGAUCGAUGCCUUGUUAUUGAUUCUAGAUGAGGUGCAGGUUUCUAAUCAGGAACCUGGCUUAUUUUUGUGGAAUCCGAAUGAUGAUGCUGGAUAUAUUGUUAGGGAAUUUUACAAUCAGAUUUGUCAUCAUCUUGAUCCGAUGAACUUUCAGGUUGGAACAGACAAGGCAUUUGGUUUGAUUUGGGAAAUCUAG
Messenger RNA from Vicia faba (fava bean), 612 nucleotides. The record is from the annotation of a GenBank genome assembly. NCBI's taxonomy places the organism in Eukaryota, Viridiplantae, Streptophyta, Magnoliopsida, Fabales, Fabaceae.